UUAGACCCAUUUUCACUCAUGCUCUGGAAAAGGAAGCUACUUGGACCUUCCUACUAAGACCUUUAGUUUGGCACUUUGAUGACUUCGGCAAGGAAUCAGUAAUGAUGGAUCUGACAUAAAGGCAAAUAAUAACAUGUCACCGGCAUUGUGCUCGGACGAUUUUAUGUGCAGUCCAGCACCAACAAAGCGUAUAGCGGGGUCCCCAGCUCAUCUCUGGCGGCGAAGAGCGCACUGGAUUGGAUGUCACCUGUAACUAGAGGUCUCCAUUAUGCAGUCCUGUGACCAAUUUGUGCUUUGGAAUUGAUCUUUUUAAUUGAAUCAUUGAUAUUCUUUAUUGGGAAUUUAUUUUGGUGUUUUGUUCAUAAUUAACGAUUUAUCAGAUCUUUCCAAGAGAUGGAACAGAUUGGUUCCUUGUGGGUUUAUUCCGCUUUACUCUUUGCAGUUUUAACAGCUAACUACUCCUCUGCUCAAAAGCAAGACUACAAACGUGUGUGCUACUAUACAAAUUGGUCCCAGUACAGAACAGGACUAGGUAAAUUUAAGCCCCAAAACGUGGACCCGUUUGUCUGUACUCACAUUGUGUACGCCUUCGCAAAGACUUCUGGGAACAGGAUAGAAGCUGCGGAAUGGAACGACGAGUCUACGGAAUGGAGCAAGGGGAUGUAUGCCAAAAUUAAUGACCUUAAGAAGAAAAAUCCAAAGCUAAAAACCCUAUUGGCCAUAGGAGGCUGGACGGAGGGGAAUGCACCAAUCAGCACCAUGGCGUCCACCAAUGAGAGCCGAGACGAGUUCGUCAGCACUACCAUCCAGUAUCUACGAACACGUGGUUUUGAUGGCCUCGAUUUGGAUUGGGAGUAUCCGGGUUCAAGGGGCGGACCUCCGGAAGACAAGGAAAAUCUUAUACAUUUAUUGAAGAAAUUAAGAACCGAAUUCAACCGAGAAGCCAGAGAGACUGGAAGAGAGGCGCUGUUACUGGCGAUUGCGGUGCCCGUGGGUGAAGAGAGAAUUAGUUCCGGAUAUAAGAUCCCAGAGGUGGACAGAUACGUGGAUUUUAUCAACCUGAUGGCGUACGACUUUCACGGAGCGUGGGAGGCCCAGACCGGGCACCACAGCCCACUUCACAGGGGCAAGGCAGAGAGAUGGUACGCAGCACAACUGAAUGUUCAAUGGGCUGCAGGAUAUUGGCGGCGGAAUGGUGCGAGUAAGGAAAAACUGUUGAUUGGGAUAGCCAUGUAUGGUCGAGGAUUCAAGCUCCAGUAUCCGUCCAUCAAUGGAAUAGGAGCCCAGGCUCUUGUAGGCAGUAAUGGCAAUUCCAUGGGACCAUUCACUAAAUCCAAAGGACUUCUCUCAUUCUAUGAGAUCUGUGACCGCCUCAAUGGUAAUGGUGUCGAGGUGUGGGACGAAGAGAGGCGUGUCCCCUACAUGUAUGACGGAAGUGACUGGGUGGGCUAUGAGAACGUGCGCAGCGUUAUCGAAAAGACUAAAUGGGUGAUGGAUCAUGGCUAUGCAGGGAUUAUGAUUUGGGCCCUUGAUCAGGAUGAUUUUACUGGGCACUUUUGUAAGGCAGGAAAAUAUCCUCUGUUGUCAGCAAUCAACAAAACUCUGAACGAGCAUACUCCGUCCACAGAAAUACUGACAGGCCAGCGUGAUAUUCUUCAGGCAACCGAAGAUUAUGGAGGCAUAACUAAUCGGAUUGUAGACUCAACGUCCCUGAGCCUUACUGGACUAACCCUAAGGCACUCACAAACUCCAAACGCUAUCAUCCAUACAACCACAAUCGCCACCACUUCUACAACAGCUGCUAGCAUCAAAACCACAACAAAUGUUGCAACGUCCACUAUCACUUCAAGCACAACGUCUACCACUGAACCUUCAACCACUACCACUGAACCAUCAUCCACCACGACCUCUGAGCCUCCAACCACUACCACUACCACCGAACCUCAAACCACUACCACUACCACCGAACCUCCAACCACUACCGUUGAACCGUCAACUACUACUGGUCUACCAAAGGCAACCUCCUUCACUGAAUUGACCACAGCAGCCGAAGACAAAGAAAACUCAACAGCUCCUAGCACAGGUAAUAUUUCAACAACAGAGACGAUGGAAUCCGAGGCUCAAAAUGACAUUGUAACUAAUGAGAAAAUAUCACCGGCAAUAGCAACUUUGGAUAUAGUUAGUGACAAUAUCACAUCUGACUUGCACCUGAUGCAGAAUGUUUCCUCUGACAUUGAAAAUAUUACAGUAGACUUUUUAUCGAAGAAUGAAUCAGAUAUAACAAAUCAUACUACUAUUUCAAGUAUUGCCUUAACUGAAAACAGCACAGAAAGUCCAAUCAAAGAAUCGACAACGGCAAGAAUAAUGCGGUCUAGAUCACAAAUAAUGUCGAUAGUGGCUCCUUCAGAUAUAUAUUCUUCCACUGAUAUUGUCCACAGAGGAAGAACCUUGUUACAAGUCGAUCUGAAUAGAAAUGAACAGCCGAGUAAUAACGGUGAUGGUCAGACAUCGGGAUUUACUAGCGUACUUAAUUCCUUAUUCAGUGUUCUGUCUGAGUUUGGUGGAUUUGCGAGGGGUAGUCGAUCAUCUUCCAACAGAAGAGCAAACAGUGCAGAUACAGCAGGUCAAGGAACAGUUGAGUCACAAAGACCUAGAAACGCUGAGCCCCAGCGUUCACGGAACGUCGAUCCAACACGCCAAAGAAAUGCUGGUAUGCAACGUCAACGGAACGCAGAUACACAGCCGGCUAGAAACAGAGAAGUUCCAGUCAGGAGGAACGACGCCGAUUUCCAGAGGGUUCGAAAUGGAUUACGUGCUAGUAAUGGUGAUAUUUUGCGUCAAAAUAACGUCGAUCAAUCCAGACUAAGAAUGUUGCCUCGUACAAGGGGUGCAGAUUCUGCUCGACCGGUACAAAGUAAUGGGGAUCCGACAUUACGUCGUAACGGAGAAACGUUCCGACAGAGAAAUGCCGAGCCUCCUCGACAACGAAAUGAAAUUUUGAGAAGAAACAAUGAUUUGAUGCGACAACGAAACGGCAAUAAUGAUAUAUUAAGACAGCGAAGCGAAGACUCAGAGCCGUUUCGUCAACGAAAUGUUAAUGGUGAUAUAGUACGACAACGAAACGGUGACUUGUCACAACAACAAAGAAAUACAUUUCGUAACGGCGAUCUCAUUCAGCAGAGAAAUGCUGCAAACCUAAAUUCAAGAGAUGCCGAACCGCGUCGUCAAAGAACACUGGAGACGACACGGCGAAUGCAACAAAGAACACCAAGUCUAACACCCAAUCGUCGCUCUCAACAACUUGGUGGAAUGAACACCGUAAGUCCCCAGUUUGACCCUUUUCAAAAUGUUGAGAUGGCCACUAUACCACAAAACCUUGGUCCCCGAUCCACGAGAAGAGGUGAAUCAAAUAGUAUUCCAAGUGUAGAUUUUUUGGAAACUCUUGUACAAGGGUCUAGUUCACGAAACAUUGAUCCUACCGUGAUUAACAGAAGGGGAAUAGAAACAAAUAGAAUUCCGACCCGCAAUCCGAACCAAAUAUCCCAAGGUGUUCCGGAUAUUUCUACACUGACCGAUAUGUUUUUCGCACAAGAUCCCCAGAAUCAAUUACUUCAGCAGGAAGCGGUACAAACAUCAAUAUCUGAAGCAAUGCUUUCCCCAAACUUCGUAAACAGAGCAAACGGUUUCGGAAGAUUGCAGCGUAUGAUUACGCCUGAACCAGUUCAAUCAUCAAACAUCUUCGACAACAGAAAUAUAUCUUCAAAUAUGCAAGCUUCGCAGAUGCGAGAAACGCUUUUUAAUGAAAUAAUAAACAGACAACCGUCUUUGAAUACAAACUCUAUUGAUACAAUAGAUCUGGCAUUUUUAGAAUCUCAAGUCGAAGAAGGAUUUGCGAGGGAUCGUGCCCAACAGAUUGAACAAUCAAUGUUGAGACCGGGAAUGCUGGUAAACGAACCACGACAAGGUAUUUUGAAUGGAGUUUUACCUGCAGCAGCAAGAUUCCAGGGUCCUAUAGGACAAGUCCCCUCCCAACAAGGCUCCAUUGGCAGGAACUCAAUGAUUCCAAGACCAAAUCAGUUUCAACAAACAUCAAUGCAACUACCACAGACAAAUCGGAACACUUCUAUGGCCGUCAUUCCAUUUAAUAACCUUGAUAGAACUUUACAAAGAAUCGUAGCCAGUGGACCAGGGUUUCGAUUGCGAAAUCAAACUACAUCUACACGAUCAGUUCUUCAAAAUCCCACUGAGCAAGGCUUCUUUCCACAAAAUGGCCAACGAACACCGAGGGCGGGGAACCUUCUAAAUCCUACCUUAGUAAGGCCUGGUUCUUCACAGGAAAACAACAGAAAUAUCUUAACAUCUCAACCUGGGUUGCCCGGACCGCUUCAAUUAGCACGUCUACAAGAUAGUUUACGCCCAAAUAGAAACAUGCUGGGUCCACUCGGACCAAUUCAAGGAAAUAGAAACGCGCAACCCAUGAACAACUUUUUGACAUCAUCAUUGAGGGGUUCGCCAAGAGUAGGAACACCUCUAUCACAGACUGCUAAUACGAAUAACCAAUUGCCUCUUAAUUCACUGUUUUCUCCUAUGAACCAAAUAUCUCCACGUGUGUCGACUAUCGGAAGUCCCGGUACACCCCAUCGAACACCGCCGCCAUUUGCAUCUACUGCAAUUCAAACACCAGAUGAAGUGAUACAAGGCAGAAAUGUGAUUGGAUCAAAAUCUGUCUUUUCUCAAAGAACAAACUCAAGUGUCAGUAUUGAUGGUUCAAUGUUAAAGUCAGAGCCUGUGAUUCCAAAAUCAGAGAUUUUGUGGAAAUGGGAUGUGUAAAGCUGUAUAAAGCAUGUGGAUGCGCAUAUCGUAUCAUUUCUGGGGAUUGUUGUUAUAAAAAAAGAAAAGUUUUCAAUUUUUAUUCUUAUCUUUCAAGUCACAUUGAUUUGCUCUAGUGCUGAUACAUGUGCUAGUACAUGUAGUAAAGGGCAUUAUGAUGAGAAUAAUCCUUUUUUUCCAUAUCGCACCCUGGAUCAAAGACAUCAAUAUUAGCUUGGGGGUAACUCACUGAUCAUCUUUGCUUCACAAAUUCAGUUUCCAAACGGAAUCAUUAUUGUUAAUCAUUUUAUUUUGUAGCGUGCAAUAUUGUUUGCAUCGCUAAAAUACACAUUUGAUAACAAGGCAGGUGCGUCGUUUUGUCCCAAUGCAGAUCCCUUUGUACUCGUAUAAACUUUGAUGUAUCCCAGUGAUACCACAAAUGAAGAUUAAUUUUAUCAUUCAUUAUGAACUCAUGUGGGAUAUUGAGGGGACAUAAUUCACGGUCUAGGACUUGGCAAGGUCUCGAAUUUAGACCGUGAAUCUUGUCUGCCUCGUCCUAGACCGUGGAUCUUGUCCCCUCGAUAGAAUUUCACUAUCCCACAUGAGUACAUUUCAACAAUGAUUACUUUUCUUGCAUUAUUUUUCAUUAAAAACGAUGUCUGACAACUUUUCGUUAUGAUAUUCAAAAGAUUUCUUUCGGUUUGUCCUUCCGUGUGCUUCGACUAGUGCAAGUCCAAAUGAGAGCAUACGACAGUUUUUAAAAAAUAAACAUAUAAAUAAUUGUUAUUAAUUAUGCAACAAAAUACUUAAUGAAAAAUAACAAUCUAUCAUUUUACAUUUCUCGACAACAGACGUUUGUUUACGUUUUAAAGCGGCGUAGUAAUACUGAGUGCAAGACAGAAAAAUCUCACACUGCUGUCUCACACUGGACAAACCGAUCACCCACCGGUGAUAAUGCGAGAAAAACGAUGCCUUGAUAAAAAUCUACGUACUAAAACGCAUAAGAAAUGAAUCUCAGCUAGCUACAAUGCAUGGCAUUCAUUUAAGUUCCAUGUACUGAAGUUACUUGGGAUAUCAUUUGUGCUCAUAUUUAGCAUUAUUGAGUACAUCAAAAUUCAUGUGGGGUAUCAUUGGGGUGUCUUUGUGGUUCACUGGGGUAACAUUGGGGUAUCGUUGCGGUUAAUUAUGAUACCAUUGGAAUUUAUUUGAGUAAAAGACGCACCGUGUUUUUUUUAAAUAUAUAUUUAGGAAAGAUACAAAGCCUGUCCCUAAUAAAAUCUACAAAAAGAACUGAAUUGUGAUAAACUUAAAAUAAAUGCUAUCUUAAUUAAGAAUGAACAACUUUGAAUAGGAUUUUUUCAGAGAAUUGUAUCCCAUUGCACGUUUAGUGGCUCAUUUGUAUACAAUGAGUUCUGAAACUCAUUAUUUAGAUAAUUUUUACAUGAUAGUGAAUAAAAUCGACACAUCCCAAUU
This is a messenger RNA of Magallana angulata, 6282 nucleotides long. RefSeq lists its product as uncharacterized. The record is from RefSeq and is a predicted model, not a curated record. Gene Ontology annotation, biological process: carbohydrate metabolic process; chitin catabolic process. Gene Ontology annotation, molecular function: chitin binding; chitinase activity. Bases 394 to 4830 code for a protein of 1478 amino acids. Gene Ontology annotation, cellular component: extracellular region. The transcript has 8 exons. NCBI's taxonomy places the organism in Eukaryota, Metazoa, Mollusca, Bivalvia, Ostreida, Ostreidae.